Haplochromis burtoni (Burton's mouthbrooder) is the source of this 1510-nucleotide messenger RNA. RefSeq names its product GPN-loop GTPase 1 (gene gpn1). The record is from RefSeq and is a predicted model, not a curated record. Lineage: Eukaryota; Metazoa; Chordata; Actinopteri; Cichliformes; Cichlidae. The transcript has 13 exons. Gene Ontology annotation, molecular function: ATP hydrolysis activity; GTPase activity. Bases 53 to 1249 code for a protein of 398 amino acids.
ACAGCGGCUGCGUGUGGACGGCAGCCGGUUACUAUAAUAUCCCUCCAGCAUCAUGGCAGCAGCGGCGGAUUGUCCCGGCACUGAUGCGGCUUUCCCGGAGACCCGGGGCAGUUCGGCGACGGCAGGUGGCAGCGGGGUCCCGGGAGCUGCUGCCGGGGACAAACCCGUGUGUCUCAUCGUGCUCGGCAUGGCGGGCUCCGGGAAAACCACCUUCGUCCAGAGGCUGACGGCUCACCUGCAUUCCCUCAAAUCUCCUCCAUAUGUCAUCAACCUGGACCCCGCCGUCCACGAGGUCCCUUUCCCUGCAAACAUCGACAUCAGGGACACGGUGAACUACAAGGAGGUGAUGAAGCAGUACGGCCUCGGACCCAACGGCGGCAUCGUGACGUCACUCAACCUGUUCGCCACCCGUUUUGAUCAGGUGAUGCAGUUCAUCGAGAAGAAGCGACAGAAUCACCGGUACGUCCUGAUUGACACUCCAGGUCAGAUCGAAGUCUUCACCUGGUCGGCGUCUGGAACCAUCAUCACCGAAGCUCUGGCGUCAUCCUUCCCCUGUGUGGUGAUCUACGUCAUGGACACGUCCCGCAGCGUCAACCCCGUCACCUUCAUGUCCAACAUGCUGUACGCCUGCAGUAUCCUCUACAAGACGAAGCUGCCCUUCAUCGUGGUCAUGAACAAGACCGACAUCAUUGACCACAGCUUUGCGGUGGAGUGGAUGCAGGACUUUGAGGCUUUCCAGGACGCUUUGAACCAGGAAACCUCGUACGUGAGCAACCUGACGCGCUCCAUGAGCCUCGUGCUGGACGAGUUCUACACCAACCUGAGGGUGGUGGGCGUGUCUGCGGUGACAGGAAGUGGAUUAGACGAGCUGUUUGUGCAGGUGGAGGACGCGGCCAAGGAGUACGAGAGGGACUACCGACCCGAGUACGAACGACUCCGCAAAGAGCUGACCGACGCUCGGAGCAAGAAGCAGCAGGAGCAGCUCGAGCGGCUCCGGAAGGACCUGGGAGCCGUCGACAUGAGGAACACGCCGUCCACAGCAGAUGAAGCCGACAUCGCCGGGCCCAGUGACCUCAUUAUGACACGCGGUAAUCCUGACGAGGAGGCGGUGGACAGCGACACAGACGACAUCGACCACGCCGUGACGGAGGAGAGCAAGGAGACCGAAGCCUUCGGAAACUUCCUGAAGGAGAGGAUGGAAGUGGUUCAGGUCCGAAACAGGAAGUGUAUGAUGCCCGAGGAUCCCUGACCUCAGAGGUUUCCCUCUGCAGGACACAGACUAUUACCUGGAGCAGAUCUUCCACUGCUGACGCACCUCGUCACAGGUUCAGACACGACGAAGCGAGGGCUGAACUUCCUGUAUGAUCAGGUGACCUGAUUGGCUGCUCCUUCCCAAAGAGAGAGAGAGAACUAUAUUUUUAUAUCUUCUGUUCCAUUACUGUUGGCUUUGUUUGUGAAAGUACUGAAAGGAUUUAUGGCAUGUAAAAUAAAAUGAGCUCUGAUAUCAGGA